AUGCGCGUGGUGGCCGAGGAGCAGGAGGCACUGGAGGAGGUGCGCGACGAAGCCGUUGCCGCGCAGGAGGAGGCCAGCCGCUUGGAGCAGGCAGUGCGGCGGUGGGCCGCGGAGCUGCUUGCUCGGGAGCAGCUGGUCCGGGCUCGGGAAGAGGCAAUAGGCCAGUGCGAGCAGUCUGUGGAGACCGCCCGGGCAGACUUAGCCCGCUGGAGCGACGAGCUCGAGCGUUGUCACGCUGAAGUCCACCGUUGGGAGGAGGAGGUCGCGAUCCGCGAGACUGACGUCGAGAUCACGGUGACGGCUCAGGACGCCCUGGAGGAGCAGAUUUCAAGGCACGAAGCAGAGGCCGCCUCGGCGUCGGCGGCCUUUACUGCUCGGGAGGAGCAGGACGCCAAGUGGGUGGCCGAGCUGGCCGCUCGGGAGCGGGCCCUUGCCACCUUAGCCGAGCAGGUGAAGCGGGGACAAGCCGAAGCCCCGGUGACCAGCGGUGUCCCGACCAGCGCGGCCGAGGAGGUCAACCUUGAGGAGCGGCUGCAGGUCGUGAGGGACGAGCUCGAGACCAUCGUCUCCGAGCGGGCCAAUGUGAAGCUGAUGAUGCAAGACAUCCUUCGUCAAGCACGGAGGUCCGUGAGGGGGGUGGUCGAGGCCGAGGAAGCGGCCGCCCGGGAGGCUGUCCGCGGCGUCACCGCUGAGGUGGUGGCGUGCUUCACGCGGGAGCCACCACCGGAACCGAGCAGCAGCAGCAGCAGCAGUGAAGCCUCCUCACCGCCUUCAGAGCCCGCCAAUUUAGAUUAG
This is a messenger RNA of Phragmites australis (common reed), 795 nucleotides long. RefSeq lists its product as uncharacterized. The record is from RefSeq and is a predicted model, not a curated record. Lineage: Eukaryota; Viridiplantae; Streptophyta; Magnoliopsida; Poales; Poaceae. The coding region runs from base 1 to 795 and encodes 264 amino acids. The transcript is spliced from 2 exons.